Molecule: messenger RNA, 2287 nt
Organism: Neohortaea acidophila
Lineage: Eukaryota; Fungi; Ascomycota; Dothideomycetes; Mycosphaerellales; Teratosphaeriaceae
Exons: 5
Coding region: 240-2237 (665 amino acids)
Source: RefSeq, a predicted model, not a curated record
AAGCCAAGCCCUCUAUCCUACCAAUCCCCGAGACGCAAUAAUCGUCGGCAGUAUCUUCAGUAUCUUCUCCGGUAAGCCCAGCCCCUCUGGCCCAAGACGAGUCCAGAGCGUCACAAGCCGACUCUGUUACAUUCGAAGAUGUCUUAACGAUCGGGAUAUCAGUAACGCAGAACCACUUGAGAGCUCCCCGUGUGACCAAGGAAUCGACGCUGCACGAUUGCAUCGAGUACUACGCGUCAAUGAUGACCACCAAGACGCUUCGAAAGCGUAAGUCGGUAGAGAACCGCAAGUGCUUUGAAACCGGGCCCCCGAAGUUCAACAAUCGCAAAAUGAGGGCAGACUUCCGCCUGUUUCCCUCCAACAUCGACGACAUGGCUCAUUUCGCAUCACCAAUGUGGCAUGGACGCGAUUUCCCCGUGUCCGACAGCCUGUUGGACAUCUCCACGCCGACCUUCUUUUCCGACGACACGGGCCAGGCAUACGUCGGCCAGCCAGGUGCUGCCACAACCGCAGACGACAGUGAUCACGACACGAAGCCACACAUGGGCUCGCAUUUGGCUUUGUCCGCGCCAUCGUUCAAGGGGCGGGCAUCCAAGCAAACCACGAAGAAGCGCACCUCGAACAAGCUCAUCGAGACGGUCACUCGCGCCGUCAGAGCGGGGAAACGCGCGGUGGCCCCAAGGCCCCGACCUUUGCGGGUCUACAAGCCUCCGCCAUUCCACGAUGCCGAGGAAUGCGGCGAAUGCGAGCCGGCUCUCGUCGGGCCCAUCGCCGAUUUCCAGAUUUCCGACUCGAAGGCCGUGGUCAACUACAUGAUCACGAAGUGCACCCUGUUCCAGCAACAAGGGUGCAAGGUUUGGGUCAAGGCCCUGAUCAAGGGCAUCUGUCCCAAGAAGCAGUCGAAGUUUCCCUACCACAAGGGAAAUGCACCACCAUGGUGGCCUCCCGUUGAGCAUUGUCCCUUCAGAGAGCCAGAUCACGUCAACAAAGACAGUGAGUGGCCUCUAUACCCCUGUUGGUCGCCAUCAGAACUGACCCCGCGACUAAUAGACCGCGUGAGCUUGCUCGUCCACCUGAUCCGCCUGCGACCGUCGCCCGAGCUGCUUCAAGAUUGGAACGGAAGCAGUGAUGAGCCCAACGAGAGCCAUUGUCUCCAGGGCUGGACGGCACUGAUGCGAGAGUUGACUCCGCUCACGCUCUUCAACAACCUGGCCAAAGAGCCCCAAGACAAGGUCAACCGCCGCCCCAAGCUCUUGGAAGAAAUCUUCAGAGUGGCACAAAUGGAGGAGGAUUAUCUGAAUGGCAACAUCGACGGCGAUACCAGGGCUUCAUGGAACCGCGAGGUGCGUUCGGCAAGGACGAGACAUCGAAGGGCACAGCGCUCGCAAGCCCCGUCUGUCAGCUCGGACGACGCACGCCGUGCUCUUGUCUCGUCCACUCCCUCUCCAUCGGAAGACAAGCCUGUCCAAAGAGCAAGGAAGCGGGUAGAGGACCCCAAAGACGUACACAUCGACCUUGGCACCGACGUGGCUCCCUUCUCGGCUUGCAUGGGGCUAAUGAACACUGGUGCCAAUGCCUUCGAACCUCUACCACCCCUGGACUCUUACGUCGGCUCGGACAACAGCAGCUCCCAGACGUCCUCGUACGUGAACACACCGGUCACUGGCUCGUUUGGGUCGUCCAUAUCAGGCUACCAACGCCAUUACGAGCCUUGUGCCGGGCCAAGCACUUUCCCCCACCGGCACGACUGGGCAUACUCCUGUCACGGGCCUACGGAACAGCAGCAGCCAGUGCCAGUGUAUCAGAUGGCCAACACCUCACAGGCACGCAUCGUCUCCACUCCGCUCUUGUUGGACGAGCCAAUGCCAUACUUCGAGUUUGCAGCCAGUCUCAGUCAGGUCAAUGGCGGUCAGGCCUUGAGUGUCCACGGAGACAACUACAUGUAUGCGUUUGGCCACGGGUUUCCCUCGAUGUGGCGUGAAGGCGAGUGUGCGAAUGCCGCAGCUAAUCUGCACCACAUGGAAACCUUCGCUGCCAACGAUAUGCAACUCGUUGAGCACGAACAACCGUAUCAUGGUGGCGGCGGAAGGUCUGAACGGCUGCAGGGAGGGGAGAUGCCAACACCGUUCCAACAUCACCACCCGGAGACGCACGUCCCGUCCGUCCACAGCCCACCACACAUUGUGCGUGGCUUCACAGGCCAUGCUGGCGGUGUCGGUGGCGGAGCCUGGACGUGAGCAUCAACCUCGCCCUUGAUCGCUUGCUUCGCGUUUCGCGUUUCGGCAUU